Messenger RNA from Thermothielavioides terrestris NRRL 8126, 5438 nucleotides. RefSeq lists its product as uncharacterized. Bases 162 to 5141 code for a protein of 1659 amino acids. The record is from RefSeq and is a predicted model, not a curated record. Gene Ontology annotation, molecular function: protein binding. Lineage: Eukaryota; Fungi; Ascomycota; Sordariomycetes; Sordariales; Chaetomiaceae. The transcript is spliced from 2 exons.
CUGACGCACAAGCCUGGGGGUUCCAGCCCUGACGACGUCGACGCAAGGGUAGUCUUUCACGAAGCUUCCUAUCGCACCUUUAAACAGGCCGUGAUCCUGCGAGACCACAGCGAGGUGCGCUCGAAGCUUCCGAGAGACGACCCGCGACAAGCAUCCGGCACAUGACGCAUUUGCUGUGGAAAUACUACUGGGAAGACGAUGUCGACAAAUUUCGACGCCUUCUCGCGCCCGCCGCCCACGGCGCCCACGGCGCCCAGAGCGGCCCUCGGGGCUCAAACUUGACUGCGGGGCCGCCUGGGAGCCCGGGCUAUGGCACCUCGCCGCGCGCCGCCACCAAGUCGCGCAAGCCUGGGCCAGGCUCUGGAAUAGGUUCUGGAAGCGCGCGCCAUGGGCACGCUGGCCUCGGACGAAGCGAAGUCAACAGCCGCGACCACGCCGGUCUCACAGUUCUGCUGCGCGCAGCAUCGUCGACCGCCGAGAAUGCCCUCCUGUUUGUGGAGGCUCUUCUCGAACAUCCCGCAAUUGACAUCUAUGUGCAAGACCCCGAGAGCGGCUGGAAUGCGCUCCACCGGGCACUAUACGCAGGCAACAUAUCCAUUGCAAGACUGCUGCUAGAGAAGGAGCGCAAGGACUUGACAGGGCACACGGCGUCGCUGCAUCGCGUUGGGCAGCUCAUCAAGACGAAGGACCACGAGGGCAACAGCCCCUUCGAUCUGUAUCACACAACCAUUGGCGAGCGCAGCCUGAAGCGGUUGGUCGAGCAGGAGAAGCCCGGCGAUGGCUCCGACAGCGACGAGGCCGACGCCGUUCUCGAUAAGUCCUUAGGCACGAAGAGCGCAAGUACGGCCGGCGAGGACCUCUACGCAUUCGGCAGCAAUCGGAACCUAUCUUUGGGCUUUGGUGACGAGGAUGAUCGCCAAUUCCCCGAGCGCGUGCACCUCAACCGCCCGGACGACUUGUUACGGCGAUUCCACAGAGAUUAUCUCCAGGCGGUGGGCGCAGAUGGGCCGCCGUCACAGGAUGUGGCUAAGAUCCCCGCCUUGGUUCUGUACCGGCCUCUCAUGAUCCAGGACGUGGUCUUGUCGAAGCUGCACAGCGCUGUGCUAACUGCGGAUCCUGUCUCGAACCUCUACGUCUGCGGCAUCGGCCGUGGUGGCCGGCUUGGACUGGGCGACGAGAACACGCGCUUCACGUACACGCCGGUCCAAGGGCCGUUUGCCGACCGGAGGGUUGUCCAGGUUGCCCUAGGCCAGAACCACUCCAUGGCCAUUGACGACACCGGCGCCUUGUGGACCUGGGGAAACAAUGCCCAAUGCCAACUGGGCUACACGCUCCCCGAACCCGUCAAGAAGGACGAAGACCCCAUUAGCACCGUGCCACGUCAGGUUUUUGGACCCCUCAAGAAGGAGGUUAUCAUCGGCAUUGCAGCCUCCUCGAUUCACUCCGUUGCGCACACCGGCGCGUCGUUGUAUUGCUGGGGCAAAAACGUCGGCCAGCUCGCGCUUAUGGACGCCGAUUCGAGGUCGCUCGAAUUCCAACCAACGCCGAGAAAAGUCGCAGCUUCCUUGUUUUCGUCGCCGAUCGUCAUGGUGACCGCGAUCGACAAGGCCACCACGAUCUUGCUCCAAAACCACACGGUCUGCGUGUUCACUGCUUAUGGCUAUCACAUUGUGAAAUUCCCAUUUGCCAACAUCGAGUUGGUUGGUAACAUCGGGGUGUUGAACCGCUACGAGCCCGGCUGGAACCAGAUCCAUUACGUGACGUCUGGGGGAGAGACGAUUGCUGCUCUGUCCCGACGCGGAGACCUGUUCACAAUGAACCUCAACCACAAGAUCGAGACGAACCCCUCGACCACGUCAACGACAAACCCUUCCAAGAUUAAGGGUGCCGUUACACAACCGCAGUGCAUAUGGUCUGCCAAGAAAGAUGGUGUGCGCUCCGUCGGGGUCGGUGAACACGGUUCCGUCAUAAUCAGUACCCAAUCCGGAGCUGUGUGGCGGAGGAUCAAGCGAGCGAAAGCCAAAGAUGCGUCGUCCGGCCCCUCCGAGUCCAAGCGGAAGGACUACAAGUUCCAGCGCGUGCCGUACAUCACCAAGGUGGUUACCGUCCGGGCCUCUGCUUUUGGCGCCUUUGCCGCUAUCCGGAAGGACUCGGACGUGAUGAAGGAGCAGUUGGCGAUUGACGACCAGUCGUUGUGGGAGGACAUGGCGCCGCUGAAUCCCCUCGCUGGCUUUCAGGCCUCGGAGCCCAAAAGCCCGAAGGAUGAGGUUCGGACGUUUUGGGCCAACGGCGAGCUUGGAACCCGUGUCGGCUCUGUAGCCUAUGAAGUGCUCAAAUCGUCCGACAUCGAACAUGACCUGGCACAGCACCUCGCGUCUUGGUCGUACCGGAACGACCCACUCGAUGCAGCCGUCAGCACGUCCAGCUCGCCCAACAUUCGGAUACCCAUCCAUGGUUGGCUGCUCGCCGCGCGAAGCCCGGUCUUGCGGAGCGCACUUGCGCAAUUCCGCAAGGCGGGGUCGUUCAGCAACGAGGUCUUGAGCGUCACCGAUGACAAUGGCGUGUCACUCGUGUGCUUCCAGGGACUCGACCUUGUCUCGCUGUUGAAUUUCGUUCUGUUCGCCUAUCAGGACAAGGUGAUCCCGGUAUGGAACUUUACUGGCCAUGUCCGGCCGUUGGCAUACAGAUACCGACAGAUACGCCAAGAGGUCAUGAAGCUUGCCACGCGUCUCAAUAUGAGCAGUCUGGAAGCGGCAGCGAGGUUGCAGGUGGAUCCAAAGAGAUGCAUGGACCGGGACUUCCAGGCUGCUAUCCAGGACCCUCGCUUCUUCGCUGACGGCGAUGCCUUACUGGAAUUGGAUGGAGCCGAAGUUCCUGUCCACAGCUCGUUUGUCUGCCAGCGCUGUCCUUGGUUUCAGGGCCUCUUCCACGGGCGCUCUGGGGGCAUGUGGCUGGACAGCCGUCGCGCAGUUUCUGCCGGCCCGAUCAGAAUCAAUCUGGAUCAUGCAGACCCCAAGGCGUUUAAGUAUGUCCUGCAGUAUCUGUACGGCGACUGCGGCGCAGAGCUUUUUGAUCCCGCGGUUUGCGACUCGUUCGACGACUUCCUGGAUCUCGUCAUGGAAGUCCUCUCGAUUGCCGACUAUCUGAUGCUGGACCGGCUCUCUCAGAUUUGCCAACAGGUCAUGGGCAGAUUCGCAAAUAUCCGCAACAUUUCUCACCUCUUGAACGCCAUCAGCCCGUGUUCGGUCACGGAAUUCAAGGAUGCCGGACUGGAGUACAUCUGCUUGCAAUUGGAGACGAUGCUCGAGAAUCAUCUGCUGGAUGAACUCGACGAGGAUUUGCUCCGUGAGCUGGACAAGGUUGUGCGGGCCAACCAAGCUGCGCUGUCUCCGUUCGCAAGAAGCGGUCGCGCAGAGCUGCAGCUCCACGAGAACAACCCUUGGUUGGCCGAGGAGAUCGACGAGGAGCGGCAGAUCAGGAUCAAGGAGAUGGCCUUCAAAGCGCAGAAGGAGGAGGAGAAGAAGCUGUUAUCAUCGGCAAAGACCAGAUAUGGCAGUUUUGAUGACGCCGAAGUUCUCACGCCUACCCCUGAUAGAGUGAGGAAGGUGUCGUCGAAAAGCGAUCGUCUCGAGCCAUCCAGCCCCGGUUUACGGCCUAAAGCGUCACAAAGCGACCUCAUUUUCGACAUGGACGAAGAGGAUGCCCCGCCUGUUGCCAGUCCUUCGGUGAGGCCCCGCAGAUCAGUGGAAGCGGCGUCAGAGCUCGAUCAAAUCCCGUCGUUGGGCAGCUCCUGGAAAGGCACGGGCAAGAAGAUCCGGAUCAACCUCCAGUCUUCGCCGCCGGCCAGCCCUGUGGGCACACCAGCGAGGUCAGUAGACGAAAAGAGGACCAACGCGGCCACGUCAACACCGGUCAAACCUGGACAAGCUUGGGGCGCGAGUGUUACGCCUGUUUCAAAGUUGGAUUUGCGCGACAUCAUCCAGUCCGAGACAGCAAACCGUUCGGCUCUCUCAGCAGGCCUGGCGGCCCAGAGAGCCAAAGAGACGACGCCGAAGUCGGCGGUCCCGAAGAUGUCGCAAAAGGAGAAGAAGCGGCAGCAGCAGGCGGCCCUAGCAGCCCAAGCAGCCCAGGCAGCUCUGGCCGCGGCCAAGUCGAACACCCCGAAAAACGCUUGGGAGCGCCCCCCAAGCGAGCUCCAAGCUUCUCCCUGGAAGACUGUCCCUGACAAGGGCAAGGCGGUGUUGAAGGGCGCGCCACCAGCAGUCGAUGCCGUCGCGGGUAAAGGGCUACUCACCCCCGACACCACCGCGUCAAUCCCAAUCCACAGACGCACCGCCUCCCCGGACACGCGCUUCUCGGGACAGCGCACGCCAAACACCCCAAUCGUUAGCUCGGCCGCCAAACCCGUCGCGCAGAACAACCACACCACCUCUCGCGCAUCAGGCCCAUCAACCUCCACCACCGCCCCAUCAGAUCAACUCCACCAGCCGACGAAGCCCAGCGCCAGCGCCAACACGAGCAAACCGCUGGUCCCGCACUCGCGCGUCUACCUGCCCCCGCCGCCCAAGGCGGCGCCGCUGCUCGGGCUGAGCAUGCAGGACAUCAUGGGCCAGCAGACGCGCGACAAGCAGCAGGUCAAGGAGGCGGUCGCGAAGCGCUCGCUGCAGGAGAUCCAGCAGGAGCAGGCCUUCCAGGAGUGGUGGGACGCCGAGAGCCGGAGGAUGCAGGAGGAGGAGGAACGGAGACGGGCGAGGGAGGGGGGAAGUCGGGGUGCGAGGGUUGGUGGUGGUAGGAGUAAUAAUGAUGGUGGUGGUGGUGGCGAUAGUAAUAACAACAGCAAAAGAGGGAGGAAAGCGGGAAGAGGGGGAAGGGGGGGAGGUGUUAGGGGUGGUGCGGCGGCUGGAGGUGGUGCUGGUGCUGGUGCUGGUGCUGGCGCGGAGAAUCGCGGUGGAAGCGGUGCGGCGGCACAGGGGAGUGAGAGUGGGAGUGGCAACGCAGGGACGGAGAGUGCAAGAGGUGGGAAUAAAGCCAAGGGCCAGAUGAGAGGGAGGGGUGGUGCCGGCGGUGGCGGAAGAGGUGGCGGACAGGCAGCGGCAGGCAGGCAGGCGGAGGAGGUCGUGGGUGUUGCCGGCGGGAAAUAGAAUCACAAGAGUGUAUAGGUGAACGUAAAUAAACCUGUAACUAAGGGCAAGCGAAGGAUGCAUUACUGUAUGUACAUGGAUGGGGCAUAUCAGGCUGCGAUUGCUGUGGGCCUUGGGCGUUUGGGGACGGCGCUGCCCUUGGGCUUUGGGAACGGCGCUGCAUUAAUCUGAGUUGGCUGUUUUGCGUUUGUUGCAGUCCGUAUCUGGAACGUGUCGGGUGCUGGGUUGUGUAAGAGCAAGCAAGGACCGGACAGCUCGGGUCCUUAUUCGCAGCGGUGUGCGUGUGCGUGCAGGUCA